Heterostelium album PN500 is the source of this 2508-nucleotide messenger RNA. RefSeq lists its product as uncharacterized. The transcript has a single exon. NCBI's taxonomy places the organism in Eukaryota, Evosea, Eumycetozoa, Acytosteliales, Acytosteliaceae. The record is from RefSeq and is a predicted model, not a curated record. Bases 1 to 2508 code for a protein of 835 amino acids.
AUGGCACCACCAGUAGUAAAAAUAGUUUACCAGUUCUCUUCAUCAGUAGUUGGAAGUUAUAAGUUCGAAUUCGGAGGAGCUGGUGGAAGUGGUUGGAGUCAAGGAGCGGAAAGAUUCAGUGCCUAUCCAAUCAAUUCUACUAUGGGUUCCCAAGUUUUUAGAUACAAAUCAUCUGACAACUUCUUUGCCUAUUCAUUGAGUUCCAAUGAUCCAACAUUUGCUGGAUGGACAAAGGAUGGUGCUGCAUUCUGUUGUCCAAAUGACAAUGAUCCAUUAGCUAUUCCAGUUUAUAGAUAUUCUAGAGUUAUCUCAGGAAGCAAAUUUGCAUUCACCUAUUCAACAAGUGCAACCUAUACCGAAUCUGGAUUCACUUGGAUCAAAGAUAAAGUCGAAUUCAAAGCAUUUAAAUUGAUUCAAGAAAUGCCUUCUGAUUAUGGCGCAAAUAUUGGUUCCAAUGGAAUAAUAUCUUUCCCAAACAUUAUUGCCUACCAAUUUGCAAAAGCUGAUUUCUCAGCGACUUGUCUCUUGCAAACAACAGCACCUGGAACUAUCAUGACAAAUAAACCAUCUGAAGGUGGAUUACCGACAAGAGGUGGAUGGAGAGUUUUUCUCAAUGCAUCUGGUGUCGUUGUGUUCGUAAUCGAUGAUGGUUAUGGAUCGGAAAGAGUACUAUCACCAUCAACUCAAAUAUUCGAUGGAGAUUGGCACAGUGUUGCUGUUGUCCGAAGAUCUGGUCUUUUGGAAAUUUGGGUUGAUGGAACCAAGCUAAAUGUUACUUACAUCGGAGAGGAACAAAGAAAUGCAAACUCAACAAAACCAUUGUUGGUUGGUGCAAACUAUUACGGAAACGAACCACAAUUAGUUGGAAUUGUCGAAGAUAUUACAAUUUGGAACAUUGCAAUCAAUCAAAAACAAAUUUUCAAUUCAAUGUUCAACAUGAUUGUUGGAAAUGAACCUGGUUUGGUUGCAUUCUGGCCAAUGGACAACAAUUUCAAUGACAAGAGUUCAAACAAUAACAACGGAUCUUCAAGUGGAUCUGUUUCAUUUGUUCCAGUGUUCCAUGAGAAAUCUGUCGAGAAUGGUCCAAAUUCAUUUUCAUAUGUUUCAGUUAUGAAUCACAGCACUUCAACCAGUGGAAGUUUAACAACAACCAGAACUCAAAGUAUGAAUGUCCAAGCAGGUUCACCAGUUCUUAUUAUCUCAAUCUAUGAUAUGGUUACAUCAGCUUUCCCAGUUGGAUGUGUUCUCAAAGUUACAGAUCCUUCUGGAAAUCAAUAUAAUAAUCCAAUAAACACAGCAUCGUUGUAUGUUAAGAUGAAUGGAACAUCAGUUCAAUGUUUAGUUGUAUCAAAUCCAACACCUGGAAAAUGGACCACCGUUAUCACAGCACCAACUAUCAGUUCAUUCCAUCUCACACUCCAAGCAUAUCCAUCUCAAGAUGUUGCCAAAACAAUGAUGGAAUCAUUACAAGCGCUUUAUCCAUAUGAUGAAGAUACCAAGAUGCCACUUUGCAAACAUCCUUUAAUGAAAUUGGAGAAUAUUCAAUCUUGGAGAAGUUUUGUUGGAACAUUAGCUGGAAUUGGAUUUGCUGCGGUAAUUGUCUUAGCAGCCGCUGCAGCAUCUAUUCCAAUCGCUGGUACCGUGGCUGUGCUCGCUACUGCUGGGUUUGUAGUUGGUGUUGCAUAUGAUGUGGUGAUGUAUCUAUCUUCAUCAAAGAAAGAUGUUGAAGAUACAUCUGGAGCAAUUUCCACCAAUACUGGAAUGGGUGACUUUGAUAAACCAACAGACCAGAUUUCAGAGAUUUACAAUAAUUUCUUGAAGGUAGCAUCAUCCAGCCCAUACGCCACUCCACCAACCAAAGUCAGCAAUACAACCAGAGUAACAAGAAAACAAUUGAAUAUUGCAGAUACCUAUAAACUUCAUCUCGAUAUUGGUGGUGAAGGUAGUUUCACUUACAAUAAUGCGAUUUCUGGAUUCCCAGAUGCACUCAAUAUCAAUGUUAAUACCAACCAAAGUCAAUAUCCAGUAAAAGCUAUUCCACUUCUUGUUCGUCUACAACAAUGGGAAGAACAACCUACCUACAAACCGUCACUCCCAUUCGCCGAUAAGAGUGUUGACUAUAUCACAAUGCAAUCAACACCAAUUGCAGAUUGGGAAGUCACCGAAAUCAUUCGUAUUCUGAGACCAGGCGGAAGUAUUGGAUUGUGGCUCAAUUUGCCAGAUCCAGGUUAUAUUUAUAAUAAUCUUCCAGCUUGGCAAAAGCAGUUGGUUACCAAUGUGAACAGUAUUGUCACCCAACUUAAUGCAACACCAAAGUUCACUUGCAAAGGAAAUUAUACACUUCCAGGUGUUCCUCCAAACAGCAAUCCAAUUUGCACAGUUGGACUUGUCGAUGAAGCCGAUGGUACAUAUGGAAUGGCAAAGAUGUUACUUGUUGACAAUAGACCAACUGAAUUGCUUUUUGAUUCUGAACUCAAAGAUUCUGAAUCUGUAGUUGGUGAUGCUUAA